CACUAACUCAAGAAGGGGAAAAAACAGAGGAGAAGGGAAGCUCACAGCCCACUUUCAGACUUCACUGAGCACAACUGACUCCUCCCCUCUUAGCCACAUACCUACUGUAUCACCACAUCCAGGGACCUUGGUGUGCAAAACAGCUGAAAGCUACCAUCAGGAUGAGAGCAAGGCAGCUGGUGUGUGGAAUCUGGAGCCUGUGUUUCAUGUUCUGCCUCUUCUGCAUCUUUCUUCACCAAACGACAGCUAAAAGAAAACUGAAGUUUGUGUCCGUGGUAUUUCGCCAUGGUGAUCAUACCCCACAGGAGUUUUUUCCAACUGACAAGCACAAAGAAGCUGGAAGGCAGCAGGGAUAUGGACAGCUUACCAAGCUUGGCAUACAGCAGCAGUACGAGCUUGGCCAGUACAUGCGGAGGAGAUACUCUUAUUUCCUGAGUAUCGUGUACAAGCAGUGUGAGAUUUAUGUUCGAAGCACUGAUUGUGAUCACACACUUAUGAGUGCCCAGGCAAGUCUUGCUGGGCUGUACCCCCCAACACAGGACCAGAUUUGGAACCCUGGAAUCCUUUGGCAGCCAAUUCCAGUUCACACGGUGCCACUGUCACAUGACAGGUUGCUAUACUUACCUUUCUCACACUGUCCAAAAUACAAUGAGCUUCUGAGAGAAACCUUGGCAACAAGGGAUUUCCAAAGGCAACUCAAGCACUACAGGCCAUUUCUGAAGUUUUUAGCCACUCAUACAGGAUACCCAUUGAAGAAGUUGAACACUGAAAGAAUUUGGAAGCUCUCUGACUCUUUACAACAUGAGGAUAUUAACAAUUACACUUUACCUGUUUGGGCUACUCAUGGUGUCAGGACCAAGCUGAUAAAGCUCUCAGAAUUGUUGUUGCAGGCGGAAUUUGGGUUCCACAAACAAAUACAGAAAUCACGUUUGCAGGGAGGUGUUCUUUUAAGAACUAUUCUAAAGCAUAUCUCAGAUGCUAGAAAACCUUCACACCAGCAAAAAAUGGUUAUGUAUUCCGCGCACGCAGCCACCAUUGCUGCCUUACAGAUGGCACUCAACGUCUUCAACAGGAAACUGCCUCCUUACAGUGCCUGUCAUUUUUUUGAACUUUACCAGGAAAAAAACGGGCAAUACACCAUAGAAAUGUACUAUCGGAAUAAUUCUCUGAGAGAUCCUCACCCGCUCACUCUCCCUGGCUGCAAAUUUCGCUGUCCACUGGAGAGAUUCAUUCAGUUGGUCUCCCCAGUCCUAGUACACUAUUGGACAAGAGAAUGUAGGAUGUAG
This is a messenger RNA of Nestor notabilis (Kea), 1286 nucleotides long. Its product is annotated as prostatic acid phosphatase-like. Lineage: Eukaryota; Metazoa; Chordata; Aves; Psittaciformes; Psittacidae. The record is from RefSeq and is a predicted model, not a curated record. Gene Ontology annotation, biological process: dephosphorylation; lysosome organization. The coding region runs from base 162 to 1286 and encodes 374 amino acids. Gene Ontology annotation, molecular function: acid phosphatase activity. Gene Ontology annotation, cellular component: plasma membrane; lysosome. The transcript has 10 exons.